CGACGAAGAAACUCUCCGACCUUCUCCAUCGCAAUCGGACCGUGCCCACCUCUGCCGUCGAUCCCUGCCAUGAUUUGCCACUAUUCUUUUUGCAUCCUUGAUCCAAGCGACACGGCGUUGGUGGAUCUCCAUGGUGGAGAUUCGCGAUUAGGCCAUCGGAGCCUUACAAAUCAAUAUUCCAAGUGGCCGUGCCACCAUGGCCGUUACCGAUCAUACAUAAGGAUCGUGGUGAGGCUGCAGUCACCAAGCCGAUCCCCCUCAAUCCGACAUCCAUCUACUAUUCAUCAAGAGGGACACCAUGACCGUUGCCUUCCCUGACAUCGAGAACAAGCCCGCCGCGGGCAUCUCGUACUUUACCCCGGCGCAGGAGCCGCCCUCCAGUACGGCUGCGAGUCCUCAGACCAGUGGCGCGGCUAUUCCCAAGCUAUUCCAGCCGAUCACAAUCCGGGGGGUGACAUUUCCGAACCGUAUUGGGUUGGCUCCCCUCUGCCAGUACAGCGCCGAGGAUGGACACAUGACGGACUGGCAUAUGGCGCAUCUGGGCGGCAUCGCCAUGCGUGGAGCAGGAUUCAUCAUGGCCGAGGCCACGGCGGUGGUCCCCGAGGGACGGAUCACCCCGCAAGACACGGGUCUGUGGAAGGACUCCCAGAUCGAACCGAUGCGGCGCGUGUUCGAGUUCGCACACAGCCAGGGCCAGGUCAUCGGCGUGCAGCUGGGCCACGCCGGCCGUAAGGCGUCGACGGUGGCUCCCUGGCUCGCGUCGCAGGGGAACCUGGCGACGCCGGCCGUGGGCGGCUGGCCGGACAAUGUCAAGGGCCCCAGCGCGGUGCCCUUUGCCAGCAACUUCGCCACCCCGAAGGCCAUGACGCUGCAGGAGAUCGACGAGCUCAAGACCGCCUGGGUGGCCGCCGUGCAGCGCGCCCUCAAGGCCGGCGCCGACUUUAUCGAAAUCCACAACGCCCACGGCUACCUGCUCUCCUCCUUCCUGACCCCCGCCGUCAACACGCGCACGGAUCGCUACGGCGGCAGCUUCGAGAACCGCAUCCGUCUCUCCCUCGAGAUCGCCCAGCUCACCCGCGACACCGUCGGCCCGGACGUCCCCGUCUUCCUGCGCGUCUCCGCCACGGACUGGUGCGAGGAAUCUCUCCCCGACACCCCCGGCUGGCGCACAGAGGAUACCGUCCGCUUCGCCCUCGCCCUCGCCGACCAGGGCGCCAUCGACCUGCUCGACGUCUCCACGGGCGGCAUCGCCGCAGAGCAGAAGAUCACUUCCAGCGUCGCCUUCCAGAUCCCCUUUGCCGUCGCCGUCAAGCAGGCCGUCGGUGACCGUCUGCUCAUCUCGGGCGUCGGCGCCCUUAACGACGGCCGCGUCGCCAAUAAAGUCGUCGAGGAAGACGGCCUCGACUUCGCUCUUGUCGGCCGCAAGUUCCAGCGUGACCCGGGUCUCGUCUGGGGCUACGCCACCGAUCUCGGGGUCGAAAUCUCCGUCGCGAACCAGAUCCGCUGGCCCUUCACCCGUCGCGGCGGUACCCCGUUUGUCAGAACAGAAGAUUUCAAGGCCGCCAUGUUUGUUGAAUAGACUUUUGCUUAAUUUAAAAUAGAAGCAGCGUAUUCCAUAG
This is a messenger RNA of Penicilliopsis zonata CBS 506.65, 1619 nucleotides long. RefSeq lists its product as hypothetical. Gene Ontology annotation, cellular component: intracellular anatomical structure. NCBI's taxonomy places the organism in Eukaryota, Fungi, Ascomycota, Eurotiomycetes, Eurotiales, Aspergillaceae. Gene Ontology annotation, molecular function: FMN binding; NADP binding; NADPH dehydrogenase activity. The transcript is spliced from 2 exons. The coding region runs from base 299 to 1579 and encodes 426 amino acids. The record is from RefSeq and is a predicted model, not a curated record.